CGGAUUCUAAGAAAUGUAAUUGUCUGCGCGUCGCGUAAACAAUUCGGAGAAUUCUAGUCAAGUAGGAAUCCAGGAUUUUCUAGAUGAAUUCCGAAUAUACUGAAGAAGAACCUUGAGUAAGUCAGACUUAAUUCGAUAUUUGUCGUGUGUUUUGAUAAGUGAACUUUGUAUAAAGUCAAUUAGUUUAAUAAAAGUUUUAACUGUUUUUGUAGGGAAUUUUAGUGAACUCGGAAUCCGUGACAAUAUUCAAAUGGUGCUAAUAAUAGUUUUGUCUUAGGUUGUGCUAAUUUUGGGCAUCAGUGGUGCUUGUAGUUGUAAAGAGUGAUGAAUUAUGAUGAUAUUAAAGAUGUUGGAUCUGUAUUGAUUGUUAUAGGAUUCAAAAACUAAUCCUGAGGAAAUCUUCACGUCUUCUCAGUUCGGAAUACAUUGGGAUGUAUAUUGUCGUAUCUAGGAUAAUAGGGCUUCUCCCUUCGGUUAAUUAAACCCAAUCGUCUUCCAAUAACCAUUAUUCUAUAUUAAUCAAGCAACCAUGAUGCGUGACCGCUGAUUAUAAUAAUUACUAGUGAACUGUCAUUGACAUUGACCUUCCGUGGGUUUAGGUUCCUUGUACGUACGAAUUAAUAAUUCAAUAAUUCGUUCAACUUGCAACCGAAUGUUAUUUAAAUAUAACGUGAUCAAUGAUUUUCCUGAAGCUCAUGAACUUUUUUUGGACGACGAUUGGGUUUAAUUAACCGAAGGGAGAUGCCCCUAUUAUUUUAGAUACGUCAAUAUACCUAGUUUCGCGUCCAUUUUAUGUUUCGAGUAAGUAGUCGAUUAUUGACUACUCGAUUUUAACGUACGUACCAUAUCUCACAACAACCCUUUCCUUUUUGAUAAUUGCAUCUUCUUCAGAGAUUUAUGUAGAAAAUACUUGUUUCAGAUGAUGACUCGGAUAUUGUUUUGUUUAUCAAUCUGUUUUAACAAGCAACUCAAAGUAUGCUCUCGUAAUUUUGUCGAAAUAAGACUCGAUAACUUUUCUGAUUCCAAGUAUUCCAAGAUUGUACAAUUUUGAUAGGAAACACCUGUUUCUCGAGUAGAUAAGUAGAAACCAAUCUAGUUUUCCUAAAUUUUGUAACAGUGUAAAAAUUGAAAAAUAAUUUAAAAAAUACGUCAUCAGGUACCUACUUAUAACCAUUGUCUGAUAAAUCCAACAGAAACAAUUUUGUCAUUCUCAUUAUUUCAUAUGAUCAAAUUUUUUUGAUAAGAGUUCAUCAUCUGAAAUAACAUACGUUAAUAAACAAAGAAGCAAUAAUGAAGAUUUAUUUACCUAUUUGCUUGUUUUUUGGAUUCUGCUCUUCGAUUGCUUUUGCAAUAAAUGAAAAUGAAGUUCGCAAUUUCGAUUUUGAUCGAGAUUUGUCUCCGGAAGAACUUGAGGAACUUAGGGGAUUGGUCAAUAAGGAACUGAAUCUUCAUGAUUUAUCGAAACUGCAAAAUACCAUCAUCGAAGUAGAGUUAAACGAUUAUAUGGAUAGGCUCCUGUCGAACGUCAGAGAAUUGAUAAUUAAAAAUGGAAUUGAUCCCACUUCUUUACCUGACCAAAAAAUUGACAUUCACGUUGGUAAAACUAAGUUGACAGAGGGGCAGCUUAAUGAUACUUCUAAAAUCGAAAGAUACGAAAAUGCCACUCUUUCAUAUAAUACGGACACACAAAAACUAAUUGCCCAAAUGACUAUAAGAUUUGAGGAUUUAAAGUUUAUUUACAAAUAUCAUACUAAAGUUACAUUUAUCAGUAUGACUGGACACGUUCAUGGAAAUGUGAAACACGUCCACAUCAACGUGCAACUUGGAUUUGACCUAAAACAAGGAUUACUAUUCGUGAAUUCCAUUAAUUUCAAACAUACUGGGUCUAUUACAAUCAAAGUAUCUGGAAACUCUCUUAUUGAUUGGAUUACCGACGCAAUGAGCUUCGUUAUUACUGGAGUUCUUCAUGACCUAAUCCUGAGCACCAUUAAAAAUAUAAUUGCCAAUCCAAUUAAUUCCAUUGUUGAAACUGUUAAUAAUUUUUUGCAUCCAACAUCGUUUCUUUAAACUUGAUUGUAAAUAAAUACUGGAUUUAUAUAUUAUGUUAGUGUUAGAGUUUAAUAAACUUUGCAGUGGUAGUACUAUCGGCGUACCUUUGGCGAUCGGCAAGUUACGACAAGAGUGUAGUCUGGAGGCUCUUAGUGACAAACCGGCACGUAGGUAGCGGAUAGUGUGAUCGCCGUUUUGUUCAAGGAUUGGCUGUAGAGCAACUCGUGGGCUGCAUCCGUGACUGAGCAGCCCUAUUUAGAAUCCACUCUGCUCACCCUGAAAGGGACGGUGCUAUAAGAGUUGCUCUAAAAAUCGCCAUCCAACAGCUGCCCGACUGAAUCACCACGUCCAGAGGGUGCACCCCAUUUUGUCUGUCGAAACAAAACAAACUCAAUAUUGUCAGGUGGAAUAUUCGUACACCUAUGGAUACCAGCACAAAUACAAGAUCAAAACGAAGAAAGCUAAUGUGUUAUGAAAUAAAAAUAGAAAUAAAGUGAAAAUUAAAACAUAGAGACGUGACAAUCUAGCAAGGUGGCCACAGUACUACAAGACGAGAAAGGACACCGUCAUUUCUAAAAGCUGCCGAAUAAGUCUUGCAGUGGAGAGUGGUGUGGGUGAUUAAAUAAAAAGCGCCACCUGUUUAAAUGCCCUUCAAUUCAACGAAGUUCCUAUAACAAAAAAAAAAAAAGAAAACAGGAAAACUCAACAGCUAAACGUUACUGCACCUGUCAAACUAAAACUGCCUGAAAGGGUACAAUGAAACGCCUCGAUUCAGAUCAAUAAAUGUAAUCGAAUUUGACCUCAAAUAUUAAUUACACUUACAAUAAAUUGAAAAUUGAAAGCGCUCCUAAAUAGUCCCCGGCGAAAAUCAGCUGGUGAACAAAACAAAAAAUAAUAACUGAUAAGCUAGGAUACUAGAAAUAGUCGGUACCUACCUACUUUAAAUAACUACACAAUCGUCGAAACAUGAGUAAAUCAA
Messenger RNA from Ceutorhynchus assimilis (cabbage seed weevil), 3028 nucleotides. The record is from the annotation of a GenBank genome assembly. NCBI's taxonomy places the organism in Eukaryota, Metazoa, Arthropoda, Insecta, Coleoptera, Curculionidae.